This is a messenger RNA of Penicillium longicatenatum, 1563 nucleotides long. RefSeq lists its product as uncharacterized. The record is from RefSeq and is a predicted model, not a curated record. Gene Ontology annotation, molecular function: ER lumen protein retrieval receptor activity. The transcript is spliced from 5 exons. Gene Ontology annotation, biological process: endoplasmic reticulum to Golgi vesicle-mediated transport; protein retention in ER lumen. The coding region runs from base 1 to 1563 and encodes 520 amino acids. NCBI's taxonomy places the organism in Eukaryota, Fungi, Ascomycota, Eurotiomycetes, Eurotiales, Aspergillaceae. Gene Ontology annotation, cellular component: membrane; endoplasmic reticulum; cis-Golgi network.
AUGACCGGCGAGGGGGCGAAAGUUAUCGACCUGCUGACCGACCUGGUCGGUCACCCUCGCGAAGCUACGACGCCAGACACAGACGUUCGCCUCCUCGGAAUCGAUCUCGCCUACGUGGUGACACAUGGUUGCCAUCCAGUAGAGGCUAUGGGCGUCCAAGAAGUCGUUCACCUCCUGAAUACCGGCGUCGCUCCAGAACCCCUCCCUUCCAGGGCCGAGCCUUUGGGCCUGGUUCGUACGGUAGGAGGCGUUCUCCCCCCCCGACGGCUCUCUCCGCGGCGAGAGAACCGACCCAGAUCUCCUCUACCAUCAUGGAGAUCCAAGUCUCCUUACAGCGAAGGCCGAUCGCGUGACGUAUCUCGUGGCCGCAGCAGCCCAAGGCGUAUCCGGGAUGUAUCCCCUGGGAUUCAAGAUUUGCGCCCAACCAGGCGGAAUACCCCCCCCAAAGCUCCUACUGGUGAGAGAAGCAUUCGAGCCCUCUCACCGAGAACGCAGAGCCCUUCCCGUCCCCUUCCCCGCCGAGACCUGCCUACGGACUUAAACCGGGGCCGAUACUUUUCGCAGUCUAGGCCAGUCUCGCCUGCACAUGCUGCGCGGCCAGAAUCCAGCACUACAUCAAAACGGUCUUCUCCAGCGACGGGCCCAGACCGUGGUGGCCUAACGCCCCGCAAAAGCCGCAGCCGAUCUCCUACUCGCUCUUCGCCCCCCCCUCGACCUUCUGGGCUCUCAGGAUCACCCCAUGCCUACCGAGAUCGCGAUUCGAUGCGAAACCCGGAGGCUGUUCACUCUGACAGGGGACCAAGCAAUGCAGAUCACCCAGAAAGUCAUCCAUUGGAGCCUGUUCAAUCCCGGUCAGGGAGUUACGUCCCAACUCAGCCAAGGAAUUUAGGGGUCCGCCAAUCACCACCAUCAGGGCCAUCUCACGGACCUAAGGCCAUACCUUCACAACCUCGAGGCUCUCAUACCGAUUUCUCCCACCUGGCCUCUAUCUUCGUUCUUCUGCAGAAGAUGAAGUCCACCAGUAGCUGCUCCGGUCUAUCUUUCAAGUCGCAAGUGCUCUAUCUUCUGGUUUUCGUCACUCGCUAUCUUGAUCUGUUCUGGACCUUUUUCGAUUCGUUAUACCUCACGACCUUCAAGCUUCUCUUCAUCGGAUCAUCCGGCUACAUUAUCUACCUGAUGCUGAACGAUUACAAGCCCACCCACGAUCCGAACAUUGACACCUUUAAAGUUCAAUAUCUUCUGGGAAUCAGCGCGAUCCUCGCAGUACUUUUCCCCCAUGACUACCGUUUUUCCGAGAUUCUCUGGACCUUCUCCAUCUGGUUGGAGUCCGUCGCCAUCUUGCCGCAGCUCUUCAUGUUACAACGAACGGGAGAAGCUGAUACAAUCACCACACACUAUCUAUUUGCUCUGGGUCUGUACCGGGCUCUCUAUAUCCCGAAUUGGGUGUACCGGUACUUCACCGAGGUCCAUUUCCAACGAUCUUUCCAACCUGUCCCCAUCAUUGCUGGCAUCAUCCAGACCUUACUUUACUCGGAUUUCUUCUACAUUUACUACAACAAGUAA